Messenger RNA from Chelonia mydas (Green sea turtle), 5509 nucleotides. It is a transcript of the gene VENTX, whose product is annotated as VENT homeobox. Gene Ontology annotation, biological process: regulation of transcription by RNA polymerase II; cell differentiation. Lineage: Eukaryota; Metazoa; Chordata; Testudines; Cheloniidae. The transcript is spliced from 3 exons. The record is from RefSeq and is a predicted model, not a curated record. Bases 250 to 1224 code for a protein of 324 amino acids. Gene Ontology annotation, cellular component: nucleus. Gene Ontology annotation, molecular function: DNA-binding transcription factor activity, RNA polymerase II-specific; RNA polymerase II cis-regulatory region sequence-specific DNA binding.
AUAAAGAUUUAAAAUCCUCGAAUGGCUCAAACGCGGCAGUAGCUGGAGUGAGUAAAACAAAAGUGCAGGCUCUGAUGUAAUUAUUACCAGCUGUAUCAUUAGGGGGUGAUUCCGAGAUGAACUUGGCGCCAGGUCAGGUAGCCUUGAGUUCUGUUAACAACUGUGUUCAGAGAUUAGUCGGAUGUAACAAUCACCUGAAAGGGGAGAUUAAAGGGUCUCAAUGGGAUCCUUUGUUCUCGGCCUCAUUUGAUGCUUUGGGGCCAUUUCAAAUCACGUCGCGGAGGAGCUUUAAAUAUUUGGAGACCCAGGGGGAUGGUUAGUCGGCCUGCUGCGGCGAGGAAGGGCUCUAAGGGGCAAAGGGCACGGAGGAUGGAGAAGGGGUCUUUCUCGGUGGAGUGGCUCGCUCAGAGCAGCCAUGAGAAAGCCCAACCUGCAAGCGGGGUGUCUUCCACCCACCACCCGCCGCGGGGCGACCAGUCCCUGCCCAAGAAUGUAGCCAGAGCCCGCGCCAGCGGCGAUCAAGAGAAGAGAAACCCAGCGCUUACCGGGCCAAGCACUAGGGGCCGAGAGAGGCCGCCUGAGGGCGCCCGGCGGAGUCCGGGAGACCAAGCUGCCCUGGGGGAGCUGGAGGAAAGUGGCCCAAGCAGCGCCGCUUCCAGCCCGAAGGAGGCGGAAGCAGGCGGGGAAGGCAGCGGCUCGGAGAGCUCCAGCUGCACCCAGGCUGGGCGGCCCCGCACCAAGUUCUCGGCCUCGCAGCUGCAGGAGCUGGAGAGGAGCUUCCGCGAGCAGCGCUACAUUGGGGCCAGCGAGAAGCGGCGGCUGUCCAAGGUGCUGAAGCUCUCCCAGACCCAGAUAAAAACCUGGUUCCAGAACCGUCGUAUGAAGUUCAAGCGACAGACCCAAGAUGCCAGGAUUGAAGCUCUCUUUUCAGGCUUACUUCUACCUUAUCCUUACCCAGAGAUCCAGACACCCAGUUAUCCCCCUGGGAUGGAGUUCAACGUCUCCUCUGCUGCUGCUGUGACCUGUUCCCUUCACCCAGCUAUGCCAAGCCCAGCCCUGCUCCUGCCUCCUGCUCCAGCUCAAUCUCUUCAGGCAGUUGUGCCAGCCCCAGCCCUGCUGGUGACUGCUGCUCCAGGAUUUUCUUAUCAGUCUACAAUUCCAACGGUCUCUCUAACCCAGGAUCAUAAUAGACUGAGAUUCCAACCAUAUCUUCCUCCCUCUUAAACAUGAAUAAAAGUGCUCUGAGCUGCGAAAUGAACUUUUUAAAAAUGAACUACCUGAAAUCAUGAAGAGUACUUAUUUAAUUUAACUUAUUUUUAUUAUAGUCAUUAAAUAUUAGUUCAAUAUUUCAAAACUUAAUUUUUUGGUUAUUUUGUUUUUAAAGCAGUGUUUUUAAAGGGACACAGUCAAGUACAGGUUCAAAACGGUAAUUAGAAUAGGCUGACAAAUGGUAGAGCAAGGGGUUGAUAUUGCAAAAAUUCUGCUCUCUUCCCCCACCCCACACAUGUUGCCAUUAAAACUUCAAUGAAAACUGUAAGUCUCAACCAACUCUGGGAAUAAUGUUGUGGGAAUAUAGGAGUGAUUUUGCUCUGAUUAUUAAUUUGUAAUAACCCAACACUUUAUCAAAAGUUAUAACUGUCUCUGCAGAAACAGCAUCACUCAACCAACUGUUGCCUACUGAAUCCUAGUUGCAGAAAUAUUAAUCUAUUAUAAUAGCUCAUGUAGUUCAUAAGAGUGUGGCAGGGAUGGUGGUGGAAUUGUUUAACAAGUGCAUGGGGGGACAUUAGGGUGUUUUUAAUUUCUAAGACUAGUACUUUACCAGAAUUCACUAGUCAAAAUAUUAACACUUGACAAUGUCCCUUUAAAAACAUUGUCAAACUACCUCUAAGGAAACUCUUGUAAUAAUUACAGUAAUGGGAACAAUUGACUGAAACAGGGUGUGUGCUUGUGAGUGGCAAACACAGAAGUUCAAACAACUAUAUGGGACUAGGGAGGACUAUUGUGGCUUUCAUAAGUUCAUUUGUGAGUAGAGGCACCUUGUAAUUAAAUAUUUUCUUGGAAAACUAAAACUGUCAGAACUAACAUCCAUUUUCUAUGAAAUAGCUACACUAGCAAGCCAGAAUGUCUCUCGUAAUUAAUACUUGUUUCCUUAUAUUUCAUGGAACCAAAUCUUUUACUCAAAACUCCUAUUUCAGGGAUUCUUUCCUAAAUAAGGACUGCAGGAUGUGUUCUGCAGUGUAAUCUCAGAUAAUUGCUUGGUGCCUUGUGAAUUUAAGAUUUGAGCAUUGCAAAAUUUACAUUUUACAUUAAUUUUAAUAUUCAAAUUCCACAAAUAGCUAGUCAUUUACAAGUGUCAUUCAAGGCCAGUUAACUUCAGGAUGUUACUCACAAAUUGUUUCUGUGUAUACAUAAUAGAAUAUAAACUGACUCAGCAUGUGUUUAAAAUAAAAGGUGACUUGUUUUAUUACUCUCAACUUCAUGGCAGUUGUUUUGUAAUAUGAUAACUCUGGAAGGCUCUAUGUGAUCAACUUCAAGGAAUGGUCUGGGAAGGCCAGAACUAUUGAUUGUGGUGCAAAAUAGAACACCAGAAAAACCUGACUAACAAGAACAAGCUGGUGAUGCAGGCAAAAGAGCUUAGUAGCCCUCUUGCUUCCUGCUCAAACCAGUGACAGCUGCUUCACUCCCUGCCUGGGUCCUGAAAUGAGAGACUUACAAGGAAGGCUAGUGGGGUUGGGAAGAGGGGCAAGAAAGCUAAUUUGCAGGUAAGUAGUGGGAACUGGAGACCUGGAGGUGGAAAAUGGAUGGGUAGGGGACAAAGAAGGUAAUGGAGGGAGGAGAAAGUGGGAGUGGUGAGGGAAGCAGGGACCCCCGUAUGGGGAAAAAAACUGGGCUGGUGGGUAAGGAAGGACUCAGACUGGAGGAGAAACAUGGACCGAUCUCUGGCAUGUGGUGGAGGGGACCAUAGCAAACAUGCAGAACCAACCAUGAGCAAGGGGUGAGGAAGGCUUACAGAAAGUCCCUGAAAUGGAUGGGAAAGUAGCACAUAAGGAGCUUGUGUGAGAUGAAAGGAUUCUCUACUGCAUGAAUACCCUUAGCCUAGAGAAGCUAUGGAAGUGCAACUCUUUCAUCCAGGGUCAUGACUGUGAAGUACCAGCAUUCUGACGUUAGAGGUCACCUAUGGCUCACAACACUCCUUUCCUUUGUUUUGCCUAUGGGAACAGUACAAACAACUAUUUACUGUUAUCGGUUAAGGUUGCUCAACUGCAUACACUAACAGAGCUGUGACAAGAAGUAGGCAAAAAGUUUCUAUCUUCCCUGCCCCAGCUUUUUGUUUCUGGCAAAAAGUGCAAAUUCAGAAAUGCAGGUUUUGUGAAUUCAUGCCAGUUUGCCUGAAUUAUUAUAUUAAUGUGAUCAAAAAGCCUCAAGGCUUCAACAUUUUUGAAAUUAAAUGUUUUUCUGGCUCAAAAAGACUAAAAUUGAAGUAAACUUCAAAACAUUAAAAAAUUAUUUCAGCUCAGACUAAGUGUUUUAUUUGACCCAAAAUGAUUUAUUUAAAAACAAACACACCAAAACAAAAAUAUACUUUGAUUCAUCAAUUGAUUCAUCAAGAAUUUUGAAGUUUUUAUUCUGGGUCAACACACAACUAAUUCCUCUGCUUAUAAACCCCCUCCCCAUUUUUUUGAAUCAGCAGCAAAUGGAAAAAUUCGUUAUUUAUCAUAUCAUAGAAUCAUGAUUUUCCUCUUCGAUAGCACAUGCUUGCACUGACGCACACAAACAAAUGCAGUCUUUAUUUCAGUGAAGUGGAGGGAGAGAAAACGGUUGGUUCGGGGUGAACUUAAUGCCUCUAUGCUGAGGCAUCAGCACAAGAAAUUGAACGUUUCUUUUCUAUAUCUAUCUACCUGCAGCAAUGUUUGGUGGUAGCCAUUGAUACAGAUACAAUGUGGCUGGAGAGCUAAAGCAGCAAUGCAGAGGUCUCAUCUCAAGGGCCAAAAGGGUGUGUUUUUCAAUCAUGUUAAGCACAAGUAAAAAGCCCUAUUAUGGCCCAAUCUACACUACAAAGUUAGAUCAACCUAACACUGGACAGAGGAGCUUGUGGCACACUGGGCUUCCUACCCAUUGCACUGUGCUUUGCAUCCACACAAGCAGACAAGUAUGCAUGUCAGGGGUUCUGGAACAAUUUUUAUAGUGAGGUGCCGAUGAUGGAAACCAUAUAUAUAUUUGGUGUCUGUUUUUACUACUUUAACCAAGGGGAUGCAGCAGCACCCCUAGUUCCAGCAUCACUGAUUCAUGUGUGCAAUAUACAAACUUUGGCAGCUGUAUAUGGACAUGCUUCAAUGGGCUUUUUCAAUUGUAUUUAACUGGAUUAAAAAUACACACUUCCCCUCCCCCCGCCCUCAAUAAAUGGCCAGUUUUCUAACCAAGGUUAGUUCAAACAAUUGAAAAGCCCUAUUAAGAUCGAACAUCUAAAGCCAUGUUAACUAGCUGCAGUAAAGCACGGAGGCAGGAGGAGAGUCUAACAUGCCUAACCAAUGCAGUUUCAAUGAUUGUAGCCUGUACCUUAACAAGGCUUUCCAGUUGUGCUACACCCUUUUCUCAUUCUAGUCACAGAGUUUAAGGGCUGGAGGGACCACCAGAUUGCCCUCCUGUCUAUUACAGGUCACUAAACACAACCCAGCCACCUCCACAUCAAGCCCAACAGCCAGAAUUAGACUAAUCUCCUCAGGCCUGUAAUAUUUCAAACUAUUUCAUGCUAGAGGCAAAGACAUACUCAUUGUGGCUCUACUGAUGCCUUAACACAGAAGCAGGGGGCUCUUGUCUCCAGUUUCCUCCAUACAACCAAGAUUAGUCAGUCCAGAAUGUUAUUUCAGGAGGAAGGAGGAAAUGAGUACAGCUAUUAAAGGAACUAAAAAAAGUGAAGAAAUCAAGAGCAACAUUUUUAAAGGGGAGCAAUUUUUAAGUGUUUCUUCUGCAAAAAGUUAUUGCUUUACUAAAAAGUUACAUGGAGCAUUCAAUAGUCCUCUGUCAAGUCCUUGUGCCAAAUUUGUAAAUUAAAUUCCAUUUAAAGAGGGAUUUCAUUCAUACUUUAAGGCAAAGAUUUUCAAGAAUAUGUUAUGUUCCUAAAUAGCACUCUUGAAAAUUAGCCUAAGUACCCAGCAAUUUCCACUGAAGUCAGUUGGAAGCAAAUCCCAGCAUCUAUACCUCAGUUUUCCCCAUAGGAGAAAUAGUAAUACCUAUUUCACAAGCUUGUCUGCACACAAAAGUUGUACCAUUUCCACUGUAAGUUUUGUAAUUGAUUUAAACUGAUAAAGCCUGUGCAUGCGCACUCAUUUAGAAGUUUAUAGCAAUGUAAGUUUGAUUCAGUAAAUUACCAAUGGAGUUAAAUCAAUAUAAAUCAGUGCAACUAUUCUAUGUUCUACCUUUGUAGAACAUUUUAAGGUUCUUGGAUGGAAGAUGCAAUGGAAGUGUAAAGCAGUAAUUUAUGCUCACAAAACAAUUCACUGACUAGCAC